AUGUUCCUGCAUGCCGGUGCUAGCUUACACGGUCACGAAUAUUCGACGAAUCGUCCAUCAACACAAGCACACCAAGGACCAUUGCCUUUCCUUCGCUCUGCGCUUCGACGCCAAUCGGAUGGUGACAGGACUGCGAGACCCAUGUCUGCAGUCAUAACAUCAUCAUCACCCUCACCACAACCUCGACCCGUGUCAUAUCAUGAGAAGAUCCCAUCGAUAACUACUGUGACACCGAUACGUCGCACCUCUCGGCCAAGACCAGUGUCCGAGUACAUGCCUCGGCGAGAUCUAUCUGUUCGCUUCCGCGACCCUGAAACUGACGAUGAGUUACCGCCCUCAGAAGUUCAAAGCGAAGAUGAAGGUUCGGCUGCCUGCUCAGAUGUGAGCGACCUAAGCGAUUCCUCAACAACACCAAGAAGGAGAAGGAGAAAGCGUACUUUCAGAAAAUCGACACAGUUUCUUCUCGCACACCCAGCUCCAAGACCAGGAGCCAGACAGCGUCGACUAGUUCAGCGUCCACGACUGCUUCUCCAAUUACAGGAACUUGGCGAGAAACGCCCUAUUCCUGCCUUUGACGUAGUACCAUCCAGUCUCAUCACUGGUUCUCAGAUCGUACCUCGAAUGGCUAAGCGUUGCCCGCAUCUGUUUCGUACCAAACCAGUACUUGGUGCCAACGAUCUUCUCGUUGUUCGUAGCGAGGACUACGGCACACCAACAUCUCCCGGAUCGCUAGACGCUGAGGAUUCCCUCGAUCAAAGAGAUGUGGUUGCUGUGAUUAGCCCUCUUCCGCUAAUGGGCGAGGAGUCGGCUGAGAUCGUAAUGGAGGAUGGAUCAACAUGGGAAUCGAGCUUAAUGCCCAAUGGCUCAUACGAAUUUAUCGGAGUUGACGAGCGAGGGCGGAUCAGUACCGCGCGAUGGGUAAAGAAGACAUCAACACCAGCAUCCCCCAUGCCCAGGGGUAAUAGCGAACCAACACCACCUUCUAGCCCAUUACCAGCAGAAGUCAAAUGGACUUUCAGUAUGAUACACCCCGAUACGCGAAGGCACCCUAUCAUGGGCUCCCUCAUGUCGAACACGCUGGACGUCUUCGAUACCUAUAAUACCAUGUCAACCUCAAGCGGCCGAUAUCCUCCUACGCGAAACACGCCGAUAGAUUGCAAGCUGGCCAGUGACUGGAUCGUAUCCAACCCACCUGAAAUUCAAUCGCGAUUAACAAAGGUUGUACCGGACGACAUCAAGCUGCUGAUGGUCGCAACGGCAUCCUGGGUCAAUCUUCGACAGAGUGAAUGGUCACCAACGGGAAUCUGCAGGGGACCAAGCACAUUACAAAAACGCACACUUAGCAAUGGCAGCCAGCAGAGAGCUCAAACAUUCCCCGUUCGGCCAAGUCUUCCUCUUUUUAACCCUUCGCACCAAUUACCACGCGUCAACACGAGUCCAGCUAGUAGUUCGUUGGACAGUUCCUCGUCAGACAUACCCUCUCGUCGAAGAUCAGUGUCUAAUAAUGUUGGAUUUGUUAAGAGGUUCGUAGUACCUCGUGCUAGCGAGGAUGGCAGGCCACCGCUGGAGUCGCUUGAUAUCAAGCCAGACAGACCACCGACGAGACGUGUGAGCAUCAGCAUGCGCAACUUUGCGGAUAAAAUCUUCCGGCGGAGAAGUAAUUCUCAUGCCCAGGUUGAAGAUACAUUUCACCCCAGAUAG
This is a messenger RNA of Fusarium venenatum, 1701 nucleotides long. RefSeq lists its product as uncharacterized. Lineage: Eukaryota; Fungi; Ascomycota; Sordariomycetes; Hypocreales; Nectriaceae. The record is from RefSeq and is a predicted model, not a curated record.